AUGGCUCCUUCUACUCCAGCUUGGGCCGACGGUCCGUUGCCCUUGAUCCAGACGCCAUCUGCCACCAAAGACACAAACGACCACCCUGCACACUACAUCGCCAAUGAAAUGGCCUGGGCCCACAAUGCCAUGCUACGCGGCCUCAACGCCAUCUACCUGCAAGCUCCCCACGUCCAGCAAGGCGACGCGGCAGACUUUCUCUUCUUCAUUGCCUCAUGGUCCGCCUGGGUCUUGCACCACCACACCAUCGAGGAGAAGCAGAUGUUUCCAGGCUUCGAGGCUGUGCCGGGCGUUGCCCCGGGCUCACUCUCGCACAACGUUGAGCAGCAUCACGAGUUCUCCGAGGGUCUGUCCGGCUUGCAGAAGUAUGCUACUGCCACCACCGCGGAUUCAUACUCAGGCGCACACGUCCAAAAGUUGGUGGAUGGAUUCUCCCCGAUAUUGCGACAGCAUCUGGCCGACGAAAUCGACACACUGUGGGCCAUGGACUCGGUCGCAGCCAACACGGAGCACAGCAAGAAGUUGCUCAACAUCUAUCAGCAGUGCGAGGCUGAGGCGGGCAAGCAGGACAAGUCGGUCGUGCCGCCAAUGGUGCUGGGGCUGUGUGACAAGACCUUCGAGGGCGGCAACGACUGGCCCAAGAUGCCCAUGGGGUCUGCGUACUUUGUGCACUAUCUGUUUGCGAGGAAGCACAGCAAGGCAUGGAGAUUUCUGCCGUGCGACACCUUUGGUAAACCACGGCCGCUGGCGUUUCUGGGCAAUAAUGGUGCUGGCAAGUGA
This is a messenger RNA of Paraphaeosphaeria sporulosa, 780 nucleotides long. RefSeq lists its product as uncharacterized. The record is from RefSeq and is a predicted model, not a curated record. The transcript is spliced from 2 exons. NCBI's taxonomy places the organism in Eukaryota, Fungi, Ascomycota, Dothideomycetes, Pleosporales, Didymosphaeriaceae. Bases 1 to 780 code for a protein of 259 amino acids.